Molecule: messenger RNA, 997 nt
Organism: Mangifera indica (mango)
Lineage: Eukaryota; Viridiplantae; Streptophyta; Magnoliopsida; Sapindales; Anacardiaceae
Product: protein LURP-one-related 6-like
Exons: 3
Coding region: 111-773 (220 amino acids)
Source: RefSeq, a predicted model, not a curated record
AUAGAACAAUAAUUGAGCAAAGCCCUUUAUAUAUUGUUUAAACUGAGCAAUGAAAAGCUUAUAAAACAGACGCUAGGGUUUAUUAACAUAAAAGAGCUUCUUAACUAAAGAUGACAGCGAAAGCGAAUAUCAUGCCUAUCAUUAGCAAGAUAUACUGCUCUUCUUCUCAGGCAGUGCUUGUCGUGAGGAAGAGGCCUCAUGCCGUUAACGGCGGAGGAUUUGUGGUGACAAAUUGCAGCCAAAAGGUUGUUUUCAAAAUUGAAGGCUGUGGAGUUCUUGGCACUAAGGGAGAACUCCUUGUCAGAGAUGGUGAUGGAGAUCCUCUGGUUCUCAUCCGCCGGAAGGGAGGUCUGGUUCAGGCCUUAAGCAUUCAUAGGAAGUGGAAGGGUUACGCUUAUAACUAUGAAGGAUUUCAAAAAUCAGUUUUCAGCUUAAAGGGACCCAACUCAUCAUGCCUGGUGAGGAGCAAUGCCAUAAGGAUCUCCACUGAAACCUGCAGCGACAGCAACAAAGCCUGGGACUAUGAGAUCAAAGGCUAUUUCCCAGACAAGGAUUGUACCAUUGUUGAUUCCAAAGGGAACAUUAUCGCUCAGAUUGGAGUGAAGAAAGAGAUAGAGGAAUUGAUGACAAACAAGGAUCUGUAUCACAUAGAGGUGAAGCCAGGAAUCGAUCAAGCUUUUGUUGUUGGCAUAGUUGCCACUCUAGAUUACAUAUAUGGCGAAUCUACUAGGUGCCAAUCAAUUCCGAAUAUAAUGAAUAAGGAGAUUAAUUAAUCAGAUUAUGGUUUCUCCCACAUAGUGUUAAUUAUAUGAGAGAAUUAGGUUAUAGAUUAAGAUUCUCUUAUCUGUUGCUGCUACUAAUUGUUAAUUGUGUGUGCUUGAUUUCUUUUCCUUUGUUUAGUGACUACGUAACCUUUGUGGUUUGCAAAUGCACAUGACUCUUGAAAAAGCUGUUUAUAAUUAUUGCUUAAUGAGUACUUAAGUUUGAUUGUGCAUCA